Botrytis cinerea B05.10 is the source of this 4162-nucleotide messenger RNA. RefSeq lists its product as hypothetical. The transcript has a single exon. Lineage: Eukaryota; Fungi; Ascomycota; Leotiomycetes; Helotiales; Sclerotiniaceae. The record is from RefSeq and is a predicted model, not a curated record. Bases 1027 to 3534 code for a protein of 835 amino acids.
GAAGAAUUGAGUGCCCAGCUCCUACCGUCUCCCUCACCUCGCUGUCGCGAUGUAGCGAUUCACCCCAUUUUACUACGUGUAGCCACUUGCUCUAUGCUUGGUAUAUGCGAAGGCUUUUCUUGUGUGACCAUUACCACCUUCUACACUUUUACAUUGGUGACCUACGCAGGGAAGAAAACGUCGAAAGGUCAGAUAGCUAUGUGCGAACCUGAGCUCUUGGAUCGUCUUCAGAAAGCAAGUGGUUAUUGGGUGCAAUAGGUAGAUUGAGGUAACGGGACUGCCGGAAUACCUGUAGAUGGUAUGGUGUCGCAACUCGUGAUUGUUGCGGUGAGGGAGACAUUGUUUCCCUAAAAACUCAAAACCGAUAUGUGGCCUCUUGGUGUAAAAGUGGGGGGGAGUGGAAAAACUUUAUUGUUGUAUCCACAUCCACCACAGCACCGAGAGAACAUAUCGUGACUAUCUCGAACGAAAUAGCCUCCUGCGGAAACGCCGGUAUCGCUUGGAAGUCAAGGGAGAAUCUUCGCUUUUUCAAUCUACAAGUCAGGUGGGCGGGGGGACACCAGGGUAAACAAGGUGAAAACUCAAAAGUCUACGGGGCUAGAAAAUUCCUAUAGAGUUCUGAUUAUACGUGGUCAGAAUGGGGGUGGACUAGCAGCCAUCUGAUGGGUAUUCACCGGCGAUACAAGGGUGAAUUCUCUCUUGCCCAAUGAUGAAAGGGAGACAAAGAGCGGAGAUACUUCCUUAGCCAAGAGCUAUUCCGAAAACUCGGGAAAGUAGGAGGUUACGAGUUAGAGAAAGCCCAACGUCAAUAUGCCGAAAAAGUGGUGAAAUGUUGGUUGUCGUGGAUGCAAUGGGUCUCUUUGUAACUUCGCAAACUUUUCGCGAAGUUAUGAAGAAGGGUAAAAGACUCCGAAGUUGUACGAAAACAACGGUAUAAAGUCUUGCUACCCUUCCAAGAUUGCAACCUGCAACAACCGAUCAAGAAUAAAACAUUAGAAAAAGAAGGAAAGAAUCAUUUCAGACAAAAUGGAACCCAUUAAAUUCGAAGGAGAGGCUGGUCAAAUGAGGGAGAGAGACUCGAUCUCUGAUUCGGCUUCCGAUACAUCAAUUCCGAUCACUGCAUCCAACUCUCGGGAACAGAGAGACACCCCCGAAGCUCCAGGAGAAGGACCACUCCCUCAACAAGUAAAGGAGCAACGAAAAACCGAGUCUGUCAAACAGAAGCAAAGCGCCAAUGUGUUCCCGCAAGAUGGGCACGUUAGCGCUGCACAACUUGCUGCUAUUUUGGAACAACUGAGCAGAGCAAAUGCCCCACCAUUGCCCCUCCCCGGACAAGAAGGAAUGCCGUGGUUCCAAGGUUCCAAUGCUACAGAGUGGUGUGAAGGCAUGGAACAACUCCGACGCAACUACAGGAUGAACGAGGAAGACUUCCGUCUUCGAAUUCCAUUGCAGGUGGAAAGGACUCUUCGAGAGGAUGUUAAGGCCAUGAAAGAGUGGCAGCAAGAAGGUUGGGAUUGGGAACGCAAAUUCAAGCCUGCAUUUCUCAAGGAGCACUUGGCAGAUGAUAUUCAUCAGAAAAUGUAUUCGAGAGACUACAUUCGUCGUCUUGCUAAGAAAUAUAAACAGGAAGGGGAAGACAAUGCUGACGCACUUGCACGCUUUACGCGUCAGUAUAAUCAAGUCGCCCAACGCUUGAUUAGAGACAAAGCUUCAACCAAGAGCGAGGUCACUGAAACUUUCUUGAAAAACAUCCCUAAAAGAGCUGCUCGCAAGUGCAUUGCUGGACUCAAGAUAGACCUGAAGAAACCUGGUACAGUGGAGUGGGAUAAAGUCUUUCAAUGGGUAAUGCAAUAUACAGACAAUGAAUCCCAAUUUAGGAUCCUCGAGGUGAGCGAUUCUGAGGAAGAUUCGGGUCUGGAAGAGUUGAUCGAUACUGUCACUUCAUUCAAGAAAACCAAAGUGCAAGCCAAGAGUCCUGUCAUCCCAAAGGCAGACAGUAUCGAGCAAAUCACGAAAAUGCUUGAGAGCUUUUCUGCAAUAACCCAACAAGAGAAAGCUCCCAAGAGAACGGAAGGAAAAGUGCAGAUACUUGACCCCCAUUCGAACUACAGAAUCCCUCUUGCUACGCGACCCCAAAUGUCAACAUACUACCCCUCUCUGGGCUCGAACAAUGUGCAAGAUGGUAUGGACGACAGUGUAGAAUAUGUCAAUGUCGCUCAGAGGAGAUAUUGUUACUUUUGCCAAAACCAAUACCCUGGGAAAGAAGAUCACAGUUUCAAAAAGGACUGUCCUGUCUUCAAAGAGUACAUUGACUAUGGAUAUAUACAUCAUAAUCAAUAUGGCGAGCUGUUUUGGGGACCAAAGGAUACAAAGGAGAAUCCCUCACCUAUCAUUCACGACCACAAGACUCAAGGUUCCCUUGCUAAGGCAGUGAGCUUGAGAGCUAAGUCAAACGGAUGGGACCAACCACAGAGAGAAGUGGAGCAAGUACAGCUAAUUGAAGAUAUAUAUACCGCAGAAGUUCUCAAUGUCGACAGCCCAGAAAAUUUCACUAUAGGAGAAUAUGUUAAUGCGGUCAGCUCUGAACCUAGGAAACGCGGCCGACCUCCACACGGUCCUAGUAAGGUUCACAAACCACCUGUCAAGAGCGCGAAGAAUCAGAAUUCUACUCUUGCUUCGAAGGUUCUUAAAUAUGCUCACUUGAUGUCUCCUGAGGAAGAUACUCUUAGCCACAAUGGGGCUGAGCCAGAUACUGAACCCAUGGAUAUCCAAGACCCCAACGAACCAGAGAUUAUCUAUGAAAGGGUUGUUGACAAGACAAAGAAACCAAGGAAGAGAAUGAUGCCUAGGCUCAUGACGAAUACCUUCGGCAGUAUAGAAGAGCUUGAUAGAGACAUUCUCUCAUCAACUAUUAACGUGUCUCUAGGACUGAUACUCAGGGAAUGUCCAGCCAUUUGGAAAAGAUGGACAACCAGAGUAGGCGAUCCUACUAUGCCUUCAGAGUUGAACAGCCACUUGAUUAAUGCCAUCAACCGACUUCCUACUAAUCUUCGACCUGAAGCCCCGGAGCAAGUAAACCACACCGACUUAGUAUACACUACAAAUGAAGAUAGAGAAAGCCUCCCGAAGGUUAAAGUUAGUGUCAACGGCCUAGGUCCAGUCAAUGCGAUCCCGGACUCAGGAUCCACGAUCAACCUGAUCGACUCUGUUUUGGCUAGAAAACUUAAUCUACCCAUCAGCCCAGUCCAGACAACCAUUGUGGGCAUCAGUGCAGACUCCUUAAAUCUAAGAGGAAUUUGUAGAGACGUUCGUGUUGCAUUGGGAGGAGUCUCGAAUGUGAUCAAUAUUUACGUUAUGGAAAACGCUCGCAACGAACUAUUGCUAGGUAUGCCAUGGUUUAUUGCAGGAGAGGUUAGCUUUACAUACAGGGAUGGUGCACAAUACCUUACAGUCGUGGAUGAUGACAGAGAAACUCAAGCUAGUGUUUGGAGUGCUGGGCAGAAGUUUCAGACAGUGAUGCAAUCGGAAAACUAGGCACUGACACAUUGAGGGGACAAUGUGUCGGCAAUUUCCCCAAUUCCCCCAGUUCUCGUAACUUCGCAAACUUUUCGCGAAGUUAUGACGAUGGCAAGACAGAGCAUUUUGCAAGAAUAUAUGCUUCCCUUAGUACCGAAUUUCAGGAGUUCUGCUUCAACAUGUUAGAAAGGUCAGAUGAAGGAAAACACAUUAUAUCCUCUCAAACCUUCGAAGAAUUGUUCAAUAUUCACAUCGUGAAUGACGAUGUGGAACAAGUAAAUACAAUGUACAAGAACAAAGCUACGAAGGUCCGCCCCUCGAAUCAACCAUGUAACAUCACUGGAGAACCCCCUGGCGGAAGAGACGAUUGGUUUGAGCGUGAUCAGUUAAGAAAUCCGUAUCAAGAGCCAUCCGGGAGAUGGAAAGAGUUUCUUAUACCCCGCUUCAACAAAGAACCUGAAGGGUAUCGGCUCACUCCAGAAAGAACAAAGGCGAUUGAUUGCGGAGAUCUUUUGACGGAUUUGGAAAGAGACAUGCUGAUGGCCUGCCUCCUCAAUCGAGAAGGGGCCUUAGCAUUCGACUGGACACAUGCUGGACGGGUACAAGAGGACGUAGCCCCACCACAAAGAAUUCGAACUGUUCCCCA